AUCAUAGAAGAGCCUUAUAAUAGCUUUACAAAUAUAGCAAAACAAUUAUAUUCAAAAGUAGAAUCAAUUUCUGAAAUAAAAAUAGAAGUAUUCAUACUACAAAUAGAAGAUAACAUAUUAGAAGACACAGCAGAUCUUUCUACAAAAGAACUUCAAGCAGAAACAAAUAACAUAAAAGAAAUUAGGAAAGAACAAGAAGUAGUAAACUAUGAAGAACUAUAUAAAAAUUGUUAUUAUAU
This is a messenger RNA of Scutellospora calospora, 239 nucleotides long. Lineage: Eukaryota; Fungi; Glomeromycota; Glomeromycetes; Diversisporales; Gigasporaceae. The record is from the annotation of a GenBank genome assembly.